UUAUGCCUGCGACAUUUCGGUUAUCAAACAGAACAAACAGCAAAUGCAUUGCUGAAUACCACUGAAUUACCGUUAGAUCUGCAAGCCUUAAUUUCAGUAGAAUUAAAAGAGGAAAAUGCACCAAUGGUUCAUGCCGGAUCUUCUCCCUUUUAUGAUUUUACUGACGAUGAAAUUUCCGACGAUAAAGUGAAGAUGAACGAGACGAAACUGUCAGACCCGUUGAUUUGCAUGAAACCACCACAGCUAUCCACUAAUCCUAGCAUUCCUCAAAAUGCUUUCGAAUCAAAAACAGGAAAUAAUAGUCGGGAAUGUAUGAAAGUUGAGUAUGGUGUCGAAGCAUUUUUAAGGAGAAAAAAAAUCAAUACGGAAAUCAAAAAUAAGCCAUUAUUCACUGAAACAUUUGAUGUGCCAGAUUCUGAAAAGGUUGCCCUGAGGCCAACCUAUGAACGAUAUCGUUAUGUGAAAAGAGCAUCGCCGGAAUACAAUAUGUAUGAUGAUGAAUAUGAUGAUACAUAUGAUCAGUAUCAAAACUAUGAUUUGGACUUCAGCAAUGGUGAUAUUGCAAUCGAAAAAGCUGGAAUUGAACCGAAUACGAAUCGUAUACCAAUGCAUGAUGAAGCAGACGAUAAUGUAGAGAAUGAUGAGAAGAGAAAAUUUGGAGGAGAUAGCGCACAAAAAAAACAUUUAAAGAAUGACCGAAAAUUGAUGAAUGCCGAUGAAAAAAAUCAAAACAUUGUCUGUGUAAAGAGAGCCGGACAUUCAUCAGGAAGUGCUUCUAACGAAGCGCAUAAAUCGAAAUAUACGGGUGGUCGGGAACGGCAGUUAAAAGAACGCCGGAAAGGCGAAUUCAGACGGCAACAAGCUGAUAAGAAGAUGCGUAGUGGAAUGUUUUGA
Molecule: messenger RNA, 894 nt
Organism: Acanthocheilonema viteae
Lineage: Eukaryota; Metazoa; Nematoda; Chromadorea; Rhabditida; Onchocercidae
Source: the annotation of a GenBank genome assembly